GUCCGCCUUCAAACGCAAAGCGUAGCCGGCCCGCAGCGAAACAUGCUGCAAAUGUUUGUGCAUGUGGUGCAAUCUAGCGGUCCAUUGGGGUUAUACAGCGGAUUAUCAGCGGCUCUCCUGCGUCAGAUCACCUACAGCACCACUCGCUUCGGAAUCUACGAAGAAUUAAAGGAGCGGGUCACCACCCCCACUCAAAGACCAUCCUUCCCCGCCCUGAUAGGGAUGGCCGCGACAUCCGGGUUCAUCGGCGGCAUGGCCGGCACACCCGCCGACGUCCUAAACGUGCGCAUGCAACACGACGCCGCCCUCGCGCCCGCCGACCGCCGCAACUACAAACACGCCAUCGACGGCCUCGUGCGCAUGGUCCGCGAAGAGGGACGUGGGAGCAUCUGGCGCGGCAUCUGGCCGAACAGCACGCGCGCCAUGAUGAUGACUGCGAGCCAGCUAGCCAGCUAUGAUCAGUUCAAAGUGCUGCUGCGGUCGCAUCUGGGGAUGGGGGACACCAUCUCGACGCAUUUCACGGCGUCGGUGCUGGCGGGGUUGGUGGCGACGACGAUUUGCUCACCUGUGGAUGUCAUCAAGACGCGGGUGAUGAGCUCCUCGGAGAAUAAAAGUCUCGUGAAGCUGCUGGGGGACAUUUAUAAGGCCGAGGGAUUGGGGUGGAUGUUCAGGGGCUGGGUGCCUAGCUUCAUUCGCUUGGGACCGCACACCAUUGCGACGUUCCUCUUCUUAGAGGAGCACAAGAAGCUGUAUCGGAAGUUGAAAGGUCUGCCGGAGCCAGAUGUUUGAUGGAUUGAAGAGUGGGUGAUCCAAGACUCGCAUGAGACUCUGAGAGGGGAAGAGGGUUUGCGAUGCUGUACAGGCAUCUGGCAUUUGAGCGGAAUUGUGUAAAAGAACCUAGACAAUAGACCUGACAUACAUAGACCCUGUCACUAUAUAUAUGUGGUAUCGUAAUAUACAUUUGUCUUUGGGCAGUUGUAUAUUUCUUUCUCGAUUACUCCUG
Messenger RNA from Eremomyces bilateralis CBS 781.70, 1003 nucleotides. Its product is annotated as mitochondrial dicarboxylate carrier. The record is from RefSeq and is a predicted model, not a curated record. Gene Ontology annotation, molecular function: oxaloacetate transmembrane transporter activity; sulfate transmembrane transporter activity; succinate transmembrane transporter activity. The transcript has 2 exons. NCBI's taxonomy places the organism in Eukaryota, Fungi, Ascomycota, Dothideomycetes, Eremomycetales, Eremomycetaceae. Gene Ontology annotation, biological process: succinate transmembrane transport; thiosulfate transport; phosphate ion transmembrane transport. Bases 43 to 789 code for a protein of 248 amino acids.